AUGAAAGUGUUAACGUGUAUUUAUUUAGUAAUUUUAAAUGGAAUAUUGUUAGUUGAUUCCUUUAAAAUCCUCAUGAUGUUUAAUUUUUUUGGAAAAAGCCAUUAUUUUUCAGGAAAAUCACUUGCAAAAGGUCUUGCGAAAGCUGGACAUGAAGUUACUCUAGUAAGUCUUUUUAAGGAUACAGAUAAUGUGAAGGCGUAUACAGAACUAGUCUUGGAAGGAGUACAUGAACAACUAGGAAUUAACUCAAGCUUGACUGAAAUGGUCAGUGAUUCAACUGCUGUAAAUACAGUGAUAGGAGUUGCAUAUUUAAGCAAACUUAUUACUGAAAUAACUCUAGGGCAUAAGAAAUUUCAAAGUUUGCUAAAAUCGAACCAAACAUUUGAUCUUAUUAUUCAGGAAGACUUAUACAACGAUGCGCUUAAAGGUCUAUCAUGGCGUUAUAAUGCACCAAUAAUACUGUUUAGCGUAUUUUCAUCCACAAAUCAUCUAGUAUCAGUAACUGGCAGUUCAGCUCCGUCGUCUUACGUACCUAAUAUUUGGUCUAGGUUUUCCUACCCAAUGACGUUUUGGCAAAGAUCGAUGAAUUUAUUUUUGAACACUAUGGAAAGCAUUCUACUAAACUUCAAUACAUAUGUUCUUCAUCAAUGGAUAUUGGACAAAUAUUUUCUAGGUGCUCCUAAUAUAGACACGCUAAAUAAAAACGUGGCUUUAAUAUUCGUUAACAACCAUGAAAGUAUUGUUCCUGCAAUGCCACAAGUGCCCAAUAUGGUAAACAUUCUGGGUUUCCAUUUAAAGGAAAAUAACAAACUACCAAAUGAGUUACAAGAAUUUAUGGAUGAAGCAAAAUAUGGUGUCAUUUUAUUUAGUUUUGGAACUUUUAUUAAUGUAUCAGAAAUUAACAAUGACACUAAAGUGAUAUUUUUAAAGUCUUUUGGAAAAUUAAAACAAAAAGUAAUAUGGAAAUCUGAUGAAUAUAUUAUAGAAAAACCUGAUAAUGUCAGAACAGAAAAAUGGAUUCCUCAAGAAGAAAUUUUAGCCCAUCCCAAUUGCAAACUGUUUAUAACCCACGGUGGCUUCAAUAGUGUGAUCGAAACAAUUUACCACGCAGUGCCUGUGUUAGCGAUGCCUUUAAUAGGAGAUCAACACUUGAAUGCAGCCCGAAUAGUAGAUCUAAAUAUAGGGCUUAGUACUUCUUUUAGAGGAAUAACUGAAGAAAUCCUUGAUUCUUUAUUAGAAGAACUUCUAACUAAUAAUAUAUAUCAAGAAAAUGUUAGGAGAAGAUCUAACCUUCUUAAAGACAGACCAGUAAAACCUAUGGAUUUAGUUACAUAUUGGGUGGACUAUGUGAUACGUCAUAAAGAUCUAUCUCAUAUGAGGCUUUCGGGCAUAGAUUUGGCAUGGUACCAAUACUAUUCUGUAGAUGUAUUAUUCGUGUGGGGAGGAGGUUUUAUGGCUGUGAUAUUUUUAUUACGUAGAUUUUUUAAUAUAUAUGUAUAUAAGUACUUUAAAAAUUCAAAAGUUAAAACUAAUUAA
Diabrotica balteata is the source of this 1536-nucleotide messenger RNA. The record is from the annotation of a GenBank genome assembly. NCBI's taxonomy places the organism in Eukaryota, Metazoa, Arthropoda, Insecta, Coleoptera, Chrysomelidae.